Molecule: messenger RNA, 420 nt
Organism: Histoplasma capsulatum G186AR
Lineage: Eukaryota; Fungi; Ascomycota; Eurotiomycetes; Onygenales; Ajellomycetaceae
Exons: 2
Coding region: 1-420 (139 amino acids)
Biological process (GO): translation
Cellular component (GO): ribosome
Molecular function (GO): structural constituent of ribosome
Source: RefSeq, a predicted model, not a curated record
AUGACCCGAUUCCGCUCCCUCCUCUCCUUAACCUAUUCCUCAUUUUCCCAUCUUUCCUCCUUCCGAAAGGCCCCAUCCACAUUUCCCCGCCAAAUAUGCCGCGCUCUAUUUUACCGCUCCCUCUGGUCCAUAUCUGGUGGUAGUCGACUCUCGCCAACAUUUGACCAGAUGCCAUGGAGCCGUGCUGGCCUUCUUGCCAAACCCACCAGCGCUGUGUCGAGGAACGCGGUAAAGGGUGUUGGCCAGGUCGGUGGCAUUGCGAAUGGCGUAGGGGCGCUUUUUGGAGGGCAGUUUCGGGGCAUGAAGACGAGAUCGUCCGUGAAACGGUUGUGUGAUGGGUGUAAGCCGGUGAGGAGAAAGAAUCGGGUUUAUAUCAUUUGUUCUAAGAAUCCUAAGCAUAAACAACGGCAGGGGAAAUAA